AUGGAAGACCAAGGCUUAAGCUUUGCUGAUCAGUCCCUUGCACUCAAUUCUGCAGACGAUGCCAAACCUAUUGUAACAGCCAUUGAAAAAUGUCCAUACUUGAUCUAUUUCAAUCUUCAAGGAAAUACACUAGGAAUUGAAGCAUCUAAAGAAAUUGGUUUAGCUCUUGGUAAACAUGGUUCUAAUCUUAAACGUGCAUUAUGGCAAGACAUGUUUACUGGCCGGCUCAAAUCUGAAAUUCCUAUUGUAUUAGAGCAUUUAUCAACAGGUUUGUUAGCAGCUAAUGUACGUUUAUCUGAACUUGACCUAAGUAACAAUGCUUUUGGACCAAUUGGAAUGGAAGGUUUAGUUAAGUUAUUGAAUUCUCCUGUGUGUUAUGAAUUACAAACUUUACGUCUAAUGAAUAAUGGAUUGGGUAUUGGUGGUGCUAAAAUGUUAGCAAAAGCAUUGCUUGACAAUUAUGAAUCUAGUUGUGCAGCUGGUUGCCCCUUUAAACUUAAAGUAUUAGUGGCAGGAAGAAAUCGUUUAGAAAAUGAUGGUAUUAUUGCAUUAUCACGAUUUUUUAGUGUUGUUAAAACUAUGGAAGAAAUAACUAUUCCACAAAACGGAAUUUAUUGUAAAGGUAUAUUAUCCCUCUCUAAAAGUCUUUUAGAAAAUCCAAAUUUAAAAGUACUAGAUGUUCAGGACAAUUUACUGACUCCUCUUGGAGCUGAAGCAUUGUCUAAUGUAUUGCCCAAACUUAAAAAUUUAAAACGUUUAAAUAUAGCUGAUUGCCUAAUAAAAUCCAGAGGUGCCAUUGCGAUUGCUGAAGCUUUAAAUGUACAUGAAUCACUUGAAAUCUUAGAUGUUAGUUAUAAUGAAAUAAGUGGUGAAAGUGGUUUAAAAUUAACUGAAACUAUUAGUCUUAAAAGCAGUCUAAAAGAAUAUAAUAUUAAUGGGAAUAGAUUUGGAGAUGAUGUUAUUGAACAAAUAUCAGAUGUCCUAAAAAAAUCAAAUAAAGAUAAUAUAUUGGGAUCCUUUAGUGGCGAUGAAGGUGAAUGCAGCUCAGAUGAUGAAGAUAAUGAUGAAGUAGAGGAAGAAGAAGAAAGCUCAUCAGACAAUAAUGAUGAUACAACAUUAACAAAAGCAAAUACUUCAGACAAAUUUGAUGAUGAGUCUGUUAGUCUUAUUAAGAAUAUGGCUCUAGGAGAUUUAAAACCUGACAGUCAUUCAGAAAUAAUUGACAUAGAAACAUUUAUAGAUCAGCUCAUGAAUGUAGCUGGUAAAUAUUCAAAAGAUAAAGAAACAUUGAAUAAAUGUUUUGAACUUUAUAAAAAAGCAUACUCUCAUGCCACAAAAACUAUGAAAUUUUUAGACCUUACUAACUUAUUACUAGUAAAACAUGGUUUAAUCAAAAGUGAAGAUAAGAAUUACCAAUUGAGAAAAGAUGUUGGUAGAUGUUUGGAAGUUCUCAGAGAAACUGUUGAAAACAAAACUAUUAUACCAGAACCAUCUCAAAGUGUUUUGAGUUUUAUGUUAAAAAAAAAGUAUACUGUUUAA
Messenger RNA from Daktulosphaira vitifoliae (grape phylloxera), 1539 nucleotides. It is a transcript of the gene RanGAP, whose product is annotated as ran GTPase-activating protein 1. The coding region runs from base 1 to 1539 and encodes 512 amino acids. Gene Ontology annotation, cellular component: perinuclear region of cytoplasm; nucleus; cytosol. Gene Ontology annotation, molecular function: small GTPase binding; GTPase activator activity. The transcript has a single exon. NCBI's taxonomy places the organism in Eukaryota, Metazoa, Arthropoda, Insecta, Hemiptera, Phylloxeridae. The record is from RefSeq and is a predicted model, not a curated record. Gene Ontology annotation, biological process: activation of GTPase activity; signal transduction; nucleocytoplasmic transport.